Messenger RNA from Chaetomium globosum CBS 148.51, 681 nucleotides. RefSeq lists its product as uncharacterized. The record is from RefSeq and is a predicted model, not a curated record. The transcript has 2 exons. NCBI's taxonomy places the organism in Eukaryota, Fungi, Ascomycota, Sordariomycetes, Sordariales, Chaetomiaceae. Bases 1 to 681 code for a protein of 226 amino acids.
AUGGGGCAUCCGGGGCCGUCGCAUUUCGGCGCCGGCCCUUCGCCCCAUACUGCUGUAGCGCCCCUCUAUCCAUCUCUAACUCCAACACACGGCCACACUGCGGGAGUAAAACGGCCACGGCCCGAUGAUCUCGGCCUCUCCGUCCCUGACAUGUCUGACCUCGAACACAGCGAUCUAGAGUCGAUGCAGCAGACACCCAUGGGCGCCGCUUACGGACAGGCGUCCGCCCCACCGACACAUCACCACCAUCGACUACCAGACACCGGGCCGCCCAACAAGCUCAUGCGACGGGACGGGGACAGCAGUGGCGGAGGAGCCCCAAGCAUGGUGGGCCAGGCCGGAAUGCCAGCACCUGCCCCACGGCCGAGAGGGCCGAAAUUGAAAUUCACCCCAGAGGAUGAUCAGCUCCUGGUUGAUCUCAAGGAGAAUAAGAAUUUAACCUGGAAACAAAUCGCGGACUUUUUUCCCGGAAGAUCGAGUGGGACGCUCCAAGUGCGCUACUGUACAAAGCUCAAAGCCAAGACGACGCAGUGGACAGACGAGACGGACCAAAAACUCAGAACUGCACUCCAGGACUACGAAAACGAAAAAUGGCGCAUAAUCGCCAACAAGGUCGGCACGGGUUUUACACCGGCAGCUUGUCGCGAACGGGCGGCACAGUUGCCGGGUGAAAACUUAUAG